Molecule: messenger RNA, 2537 nt
Organism: Hyposmocoma kahamanoa
Lineage: Eukaryota; Metazoa; Arthropoda; Insecta; Lepidoptera; Cosmopterigidae
Gene: Tace
Product: ADAM 17-like protease
Exons: 16
Coding region: 166-2460 (764 amino acids)
Biological process (GO): membrane protein ectodomain proteolysis; Notch signaling pathway
Cellular component (GO): plasma membrane
Molecular function (GO): metalloendopeptidase activity
Source: RefSeq, a predicted model, not a curated record
AGUGCUUAUCUACAUAUUAUGCAAUAUUCCGAUGUCCUUGUGUACGCCUGUACAAGAAACACAGACUGUAUUUAUAUUAUAGAUUGCGAUUUUGUUUGAAACGAGGUUCAUUAUAUUUGUAUAAUGAUUUUCUUUAAUUUGUUGACAUAAAUAUAAAACAGCACCAUGAAAAUAAUACUUAUAAUAUUCGUGGUCCUUGUUACACAUGCUUAUGGUUCCAUUCAUCAUAAUCUCAAAUAUUUUGAAACAAUACAUGCGUCUAGCUUUACGCACCACAUGGUAAAACGUGGUGCCAAAAUAUCCAAUCACCCAUUUAACACUAUCAAGGAGUUAAACUUUAAGACAUUGGGCAGAGAUUUCAGGCUGAUUCUGCACCCGCACUCGUCUGUACUGCAUUCUAAUUUCAAAGCAUAUGCUGUUGAUGGUGAUGGGAAGGAAACAACUGUACAUGUUGAUCGUGACAAUUUUUACACUGGUAGAGUGUUUGGUGAGUCUGCCUCAGAUGUGAAAUUGCACUUAGAAGAUGGUGUUAUCACAGGCAUUAUACAUACCCCUGAUGAAACAUAUCACAUUGAGCCCUCAUGGCGACACAUUCCGCAUCUCGGCGAUAAGACAAUGAUCACGUAUAAAUCGUCAGAUAUAAAAUUGAUUUGGGGAAAUGAUGGUGCAACAGAUAAGCCGAGAGUUUGUGGAUAUGUCAAAGAAGGAAAAGAACGAGAAGAUCAACACGAUGAAGACAAUAUCAACGUAGAAGCCAAACAUGAACAGUUUGAAAAAGACAAAUAUCUUGAAGAAUCCCAACAUAAUUACGAAUCGGUAUUAGAUCAGUCAAAAAAAGAUAAUAGCUCUCAGACAAAUGGAAAGGGCGGACGAGUGAAAAGACAGAGCGAUUAUGAAUAUACACCGACAAAAACUAGAUGUCCUUUGCUAUUGGUAGCAGAUUACAGAUUUUUUCAGGAAAUGGGAGCUAGUAAUACUAAAACAACCAUAAGUUAUUUGAUAAGCCUAAUAGAUCGUGUUCACAAGAUAUACAAUGACACGGUUUGGCAAGAUCGUCAGGAUAUGGAUGGUUUCAAAGGAAUGGGAUUUGUGAUCAAAAAGAUCUUAGUGCAUUCAGAACCAACACGCGUGAGAGGCGGUGAAGCACAUUACAACAUGGUCCGCGAAAAAUGGGAUGUUCGCAAUCUACUCGAGGUAUUCAGUCGUGAGUACUCGCAUAAAGAUUUCUGCCUAGCACAUUUGUUUACCGAUCUCAAAUUUGAGGGAGGUAUACUGGGACUGGCGUACGUUGGAUCACCGAGACGGAACUCUGUUGGUGGUAUAUGCACUCCUGAAUAUUUCAAAAACGGAUAUACUCUGUACCUGAACUCCGGGUUAUCAUCCUCAAGAAACCACUACGGGCAACGGGUGAUCACCCGCGAAGCUGACCUAGUGACAGCACAUGAAUUUGGACAUAAUUGGGGCUCAGAACAUGACCCUGAUGUAGCCGAAUGUUCGCCCGCUGCGAGUCAAGGCGGAUCGUAUCUUAUGUAUACUUAUAGCGUCAGUGGAUAUGAUGUUAAUAAUAAGCGAUUCUCCCCGUGCUCUCUGCGAUCCAUCCGCAAGGUGCUGCAGGCGAAGUCAGGCCGCUGCUUCUCUGAGCCCGAAGAGAGCUUCUGCGGGAACUUGCGCGUCGAAGGCGGGGAAGAAUGCGACGCGGGAUUACUUGGUACGGAGGACAACGACAUGUGUUGCGACAAGAACUGUAAGCUGCGCCGGUCGCAAGGCGCUGUAUGCAGCGACAAAAAUUCGCCGUGCUGCGCGGGCUGCGUCUUCGCGCCGCCGGGCGUCGUUUGCCGCGAAGCUGCGCAUUCUGCUUGCGAGGGGGAGGCUACUUGUAAUGGUGCUUCCGCAGACUGUCCUAAGGCGCCGGCGAUCGCGGACGAACACGAGUGCGCGGAGAGAGGCCGGUGCCGCAACGGGACUUGCGUACCUUACUGCGAGACGCAGGGCAUGCAUAGCUGCAUGUGCGACAUUGUUGCGGACGCGUGCAAGCGAUGUUGUCGAAAGAGUUUAAAUAAGACGUGCUUCCCUGUGGCUCACAACGACAUUCUGCCCGACGGCACGCCCUGCAUUCAAGGGUUUUGUAAUAAGGGUGUAUGCGAGAAGACAAUACAAGAUGUAGUGGAACGAUUCUGGGAUAUAAUAGAGGACAUCAACAUAAAUAACGUAUUAGGUUUCUUGCGAGAUAACAUCGUUGGCGUAGUCGUGCUUGUCACCGCGUUUAUCUGGAUCCCUGCUAGUUGUGUGAUAAGUUACGUCGACAGACGUCGGCAACGCCAUCAUCAGAAAUACCUCGAAUGGGAGAAUCAGCGCGACCUCGUCCAUCCCUCUUCGCCACGCAAAAUUAUAGAGACACGACUUCCUAAACAGAAACCGCCAGGCAUGAAAACGACAGCACAGGGCACAAGUCAGAUUUAAAAUAAUAUUUUUCUUAUUUUAUUGACUCAUUAUUGUUUAACAUAGUUUUUAUAAGAUCUGGAACAAAGAUAAUAAAC